Molecule: messenger RNA, 1419 nt
Organism: Pseudogymnoascus destructans
Lineage: Eukaryota; Fungi; Ascomycota; Leotiomycetes; Thelebolales; Thelebolaceae
Exons: 4
Coding region: 1-1419 (472 amino acids)
Biological process (GO): calcium ion transmembrane transport; intracellular calcium ion homeostasis
Cellular component (GO): fungal-type vacuole membrane
Molecular function (GO): calcium:proton antiporter activity
Source: RefSeq, a predicted model, not a curated record
AUGGCCAAGCACUACCGUACAUCUCCUGCAUUCAAGCGCUUCAUCCGCUCAGCAUCGAACAGCCACAGACGAGUCGCCGACAACGAGAUGCCGGCCCAAGACGAGCGCACCAGCCUGCUCAAUGGCAAUAUCAAUACUUCCGGAGAGAAUACAUGGAGCGCAGUCUUUGCGAAGUCGUCCACGCCUGGAGACCAGAGCGAAAAUCCAUUGGUCCGGUACCCUGCGACAGUGUUCACGAUUACGAAGAUUACGCUGCUGAGCAACUACGUGAACGUCCUCCUGGUCUUCGUGCCACUUGGAAUAGUUGCUGGUGCGACGGGAUGGGAUCCAGUGACGGUCUUCGCGCUCAACUUCUUUGCCAUCAUGCCAUUGGCGGCGGUUCUCUCUUUUGCCACUGAGGAAAUAUCUAUGAAAUUGGGACAGACGCUGGGAGGACUGAUGAAUGCGACAUUUGGCAAUGCCGUUGAACUCAUUGUGUGUAUCGUUGCUCUCCGCAAUGGCGAAAUCCGCAUUGUCCAGUCCAGCAUGCUGGGCAGCAUCCUCUCCAACGUCCUCCUCGUCCUCGGCUGCUGCUUCGUGGCCGGCGGCAUCCACAACACGCGCACCGGCACCGUCCAAGGAAUCGAGCAGAGGUUCAACUCGACAGCUGCAGGCACAAUGUCAUCACUGCUAAUCCUUGCCUCGGCAUCCCUAAUCAUCCCUGCCACGCUCUACACCGUCAUCGCCGGUUCCAGCGCCAACACGGAGGACACCAUGCUCUUGCUUUCCCGCGGCACCGCCAUCAUUCUGCUGGUUCUAUACGCCCUAUACCUUACCUUCCAGCUCCGCACCCACGCCAACCUUUUCAACGCCGAGCACGAGGCCGGCACCGAGACGGAUGACGAGGAGCACGACCUUGAGGAGCCGCAGAUGAGCCCUUGGGCUGCUACCUUCGUUCUGAUCGUUACCACCAUCGCCGUUGCCAUCUGCGCCGAUUACCUUGUGGACAGCAUCGAUGCUCUCGUUGCCAAAAUUCACGUUUCGAAGACGUUCGUGGGUCUCAUCCUGCUCCCUAUCGUCGGCAACGCCGCCGAGCACGUCACGGCUAUUGUAGUGGCGUUGAAGGAUAAGAUGGACUUGGCAAUGGGUGUUGCGGUUGGAAGCUCUAUGCAGAUUGCCUUGCUCGUGACACCGUUCUUGGUGGUUCUGGGGUGGAUUAUUGAUCAGCCAAUGACGCUGCACUUCGAGACCUUCGAGACAGUUGUAUUCUUCCUGAGCGUUCUCGUUGUCUCAUCAGUUAUCGUUGAUGGGUCCUCGAAUUAUAUGGAAGGCUCCAUGCUCCUUGGACUCUACAGUAUAAUCGCCCUCGCCUUCUAUGUAUUUCCUGAUGACACGGCUGAAAUCACGCCACCGUUGCUUAGGCGUUGGUGGGGAGAGUAA